Molecule: messenger RNA, 2199 nt
Organism: Penicillium canariense
Lineage: Eukaryota; Fungi; Ascomycota; Eurotiomycetes; Eurotiales; Aspergillaceae
Product: putative AAA family ATPase/60S ribosome export protein Rix7
Exons: 3
Coding region: 1-2199 (732 amino acids)
Biological process (GO): ribosome biogenesis
Cellular component (GO): nucleus
Molecular function (GO): preribosome binding; ATP hydrolysis activity; RNA binding
Source: RefSeq, a predicted model, not a curated record
AUGGCACCCAGGAAUCGCGGAGGCAGACCGACCCUCAGCCAGGGUCUGGAUCGUGAGGUCUACCAGGUUGUGCUCAAAAUUAUCGACGACCAGCCCGACGGGGUCGACCGUGACCGCCUUUCGGUCCCAGUUAUCCAUGAGAAGAUUCGGCGAUCGAACUCGAGCCUGAACCGGAAACCGAAGAAGCUGUUGGAGAAUAGUCUGGAGCGAGUUCUGGAGGUGGUUAGGAGUGAUCUAUUCGGCGACGAAGAAGAAGACGACUCUGUGGAGGGUGACUUUGAGGGACUGGAAGAGCCUCCCGUCACGGAGCCCAAUGGCGUGAAUCAAAGCAUCGUCGGCGCAUGGACAACCACCACCAAAUCCACCCCGUCCCAAAAAGCCGAGUCGACCAGUACAUCCAAGACCGCUUCGAAGCGACGACAGCAAGGCAGCGAAUCGGCGUCCAAGCGGCGGAAGGGAGACAGUGCGGUUGACCGAUCACCGCCUACGCAUGUCAGUCUUGCCGAUCUGGGUGGGUUGGACGAUGUGGUCCAGGAAUUGGGUGACAUGGUCAUCUUGCCCAUGACCCGACCACAGGUGUACCUUUCGUCCAACGUGCAACCUCCGCGCGGUGUUUUGCUGCACGGUCCGCCCGGUUGCGGUAAAACGAUGAUUGCCAAUGCAUUCGCGGCAGAGCUGGGGGUGCCGUUCAUCUCGAUCUCAGCACCCUCCAUUGUAUCGGGCAUGUCGGGCGAAUCGGAGAAGGCUCUGCGCGAGCACUUUGAAGAGGCUAAGCGUCUUGCGCCCUGUCUGAUCUUCAUUGAUGAGAUCGACGCGAUCACCCCCAAGCGUGAAAGCGCGCAAAGGGAAAUGGAGAAGCGGAUUGUCGCUCAGCUUCUCACUUGUAUGGACGAGAUUGCGCUGGAGAAGACAGACGGCAAGCCCGUGAUUGUUCUUGCGGCCACCAACCGCCCAGACAGCCUGGAUCCCGCACUCCGUCGUGGUGGGCGUUUCGACAAGGAAAUCAAUAUGACCGUGCCCUCGGAGCCGGUCCGAGAGCAGAUUUUGCGAGCGCUUACACGGAAGUUGCGUCUGGCGGAUGACCUCGAUUUCACAACGUUGGCCAAAAGAACUCCUGGUUUCGUCGGCGCUGAUCUCAACGACCUCGUCUCGACCGCAGGCGCAGCCGCUAUCAAGCGGUACCUGGAUAUCCUCAAAUCCAACAGCGGCGAGGAGAUGGAAAUUGAAGAAGAGGACGAUCUCAGCCCCAAAGUCCGCGAACUGCGCCGUCUGAUCACGCACGCCAAGGAGACCCCUAUCGGCGCAGAGGUUGAAACCGUGCUUGUCUCCAACGCAGACUUUUUCACCGCACUCCCCAAGAUCCAGCCUUCGUCCAAGCGGGAAGGCUUCGCCACGAUCCCCGACACAACAUGGGCCGACAUCGGCGCUCUCAGCGGCAUCCGCGACGAAUUGGCCACCGCCAUCGUCGAGCCGAUCAAGAACCCCGACAUCUACGCGCAAGUCGGUAUCACGGCGCCCACCGGUGUCCUCCUCUGGGGCCCGCCAGGUUGCGGCAAGACGCUGCUGGCCAAGGCCGUGGCCAACGAGUCGCGCGCCAACUUCAUCAGCGUCAAGGGCCCCGAGCUGCUGAACAAGUUCGUCGGUGAAUCCGAGCGCGCCGUGCGCCAGGUCUUCGUCCGCGCCCGCUCCUCCGUCCCUUGCGUCAUCUUCUUCGACGAGCUGGACGCCCUCGUGCCCCGCCGCGACGACACUCUCUCCGAGGCGUCCGCCCGCGUCGUCAACACCCUCCUCACGGAGCUGGACGGCCUCGGCAGCAGCCGCCAGGGUAUCUAUGUCAUCGCCGCCACCAACCGCCCCGAUAUCAUCGACCCGGCCAUGCUCCGCCCCGGCCGUCUGGAGACCCUGCUGUUUGUCAACUUGCCCUCCCCGCUCGAGCGCGUGGACAUCCUCCAGACGCUGCUGCGGAAGCUGCCGAUCGAGUUCACCGAAGAUAUGCGCCGGCUCGCGGAGGAGUGCGACGGGUACAGCGGUGCGGACCUCGGCAGCUUACUGCGUCGUGCGGGUUAUUCGGCUAUCAAGCGUCGCGAUACUAUUCGCCUGGAAGACUUCGUUACGGCGAAGUCGUUCAUUCGACCUAGUGUUUCGGACAUGAGGAAGUACGAAAGGCUUAAGCGGGAGUGGGGUUCGGGCGUGGUUUGA